Messenger RNA from Dioscorea cayenensis subsp. rotundata (Guinea yam), 1183 nucleotides. RefSeq lists its product as uncharacterized. The record is from RefSeq and is a predicted model, not a curated record. Gene Ontology annotation, biological process: protein ubiquitination. Gene Ontology annotation, cellular component: membrane. Bases 126 to 866 code for a protein of 246 amino acids. NCBI's taxonomy places the organism in Eukaryota, Viridiplantae, Streptophyta, Magnoliopsida, Dioscoreales, Dioscoreaceae. The transcript has 7 exons. Gene Ontology annotation, molecular function: ubiquitin-protein transferase activity; zinc ion binding.
GAAAAAAGAAAAAAAGAAAACCGAAACCAAAACCCAAACAAAAACAUCGAAACAAACCACCAUCAUCACCAACACCGCAAAGGAGACGAAGGUUGUGGAAGAGGGAGGAGGAGAGAAGCUCAACAAUGGUUGGCGAUUUCAUGGUUUGUGUCGAUCGGAUCAUCGCAUCCGCUUGUUUUGACCCCCACAAUGGUCUUGCCGUGGCUGCUGCGCCGGCGGCGCUUGUGAAGAAUGGGCCGGCGGGCUUGGAGGAAGGAUCGUCUGAGAAUAAGAAGGGUGGGUCGGUGAAGAAGAAGAAGAAGAAGGGUGGAGGAGAGGUUAUUGAGUGUAGGAUUUGUCAGGAGGAAGGAGAGGAAGGUGAUAUGGAGUCUCCUUGUGCUUGCAAUGGCACCCUCAAGUUUGCCCACAGGAAAUGCAUUCAAAGAUGGUGCAAUAAAAAAGGGGACAUUACAUGUGAAAUCUGUAACCAGGUAUAUACCCCAAACUACUCCGUCCCUCCAAGCAGGGCCACUUCAGAUGUGAUGGCCAUUGAUAUCAGACAAAACUGGGCCACUGGGAUCGACCUUAACAAUCCUCAUUAUCUAGCCAUUGCCGCUGCAGAGCAGGAGUUCCUUCGUGCAGAAUAUGAAAAUUACGCAGCUGCAAGCUCCAGUGGCAUAUAUUGUUGCCGAACUGUUGCUCUCAUUUUAAUGCUACUGCUGCUUGUGCGCCACAUUCUCAUGGUCAUUGUCGACUCAGGGAUGGUUCAAGAUAUAUCACCUUUCUUCAAUGUGUCUCUUCUUCAGUUUCUGGGAUUUUUACUGCCGUGCUACGUGAUAGUGCGGGCAUGCUACAUUGUACAAAGCCGGCGGAGGCGUCAGGUUUAAUAAUUUCCGAAAGCCUUCAGAUUCUACUGAAAAAAACCGAAGAAGGUGAAAGCAUGCUCUUCCCGUGGCGAAGCUUUUCGGGUUCCUCUCUUUUUUCUUUUUUUCGUUUUCGCUUUCCCUUCAUUUAUAUCUGAAUCUGUCAGGCUUGAAUCAAAUGCUUUCCAUGUUUCUCUCUUCCCUUAAAUUUCAAGGGAUUCCACUGAAUUCUUGGAAGUUUAUUUUAGUUAUAAACUAACAAAGAAUCAAUCAAUUUCUUGGAAGUGUAAAUACAGAACAUCUUCUUCACCUCUCCAUGUUAAUUGCAAGUGUUCUUAUCA